This is a messenger RNA of Callorhinchus milii (elephant shark), 1859 nucleotides long. RefSeq names its product tRNA selenocysteine 1 associated protein 1b (gene trnau1apb). The record is from RefSeq and is a predicted model, not a curated record. Bases 780 to 1604 code for a protein of 274 amino acids. The transcript is spliced from 6 exons. NCBI's taxonomy places the organism in Eukaryota, Metazoa, Chordata, Chondrichthyes, Chimaeriformes, Callorhinchidae. Gene Ontology annotation, molecular function: RNA binding.
UGGGGUGAUCGGGGAGCGGAGUUUGAUGCGGGUGAGAAUGCGGGCGGCAGAGAAAACAGAUAACAGUUUUGAUCGACCAGGUCAAACAAGUACAAGUUUGUCAAACCAUUCGGAUGUUGGGGAGAUAACCUCUUUGUCCGGGUUCAGAUAUUGAGGAAUGCGAGAAUGUAGGAGCCAUUUGUAAACUGGACUGUAUAAAACCUGAAGGCGACAGUCAAAUGCAAUUAUCAAAUGUUUAAUGGGAAUGUGUGGAAAUGGUUUUCUAAAUUCUGGGAUUGACCCGCUGAUUAUCAAAAUUUAGUUUAGUGAGCAGCACUGUUUUACAUAAGAAUAUGGUUUUUAUAGUAAUAACUGGCAUAAGUCUUUAAAAACAAGAUACUGUGUGUAAGUUUCUAUCUUCUAGCCAAACUUGAAGUGCAUGCGGCUUACAGAAAGAGAGAGAGAGAGAACAGCAGCAGGCGUCCUUGAAGAAUGAUACAACAGAACAGAAAGUUUUGUGACAGACAUUUUGUUGGACUCUUGAAUUCUUUCCUCCUAUAGAUCGUUAACAAAUAUGUUAUUCUCCAAACAUAUUAAUUAUCAAGAGGGGGAAGGAAAUGUCACGGUUACCCUGUUUUUGCAAUCCUUAGUAAUGAAUAAAUGAUAUGUGUAUAUAUCUAUAUAAUAUUAUUUAAAGGAAAUGGGGAGGCCUGUCCCUUUAAUUAGAUUCUGUUUAAGAAACUGCAUGCAAAAGAUUUCGUUUCAGAAGCAGUUUGCAAAAGACUUAGCAAACAGCAUACAUGAGGUGCCCAAGUUACAACAGUAUUUGGGCUCAAGGUUGCUUGAUUGACAGACAGUUAACAAGCAGCCUGGAAAGGCACGUGGGCUUUCGCGCAGGAAAAAGCCGUCGCAUUUGCAUCACACAGUGGGUGGAGGCACGUGGCUAUAAAAAGCAAUGCUCGUCGCGCCUCGUGGUCAUCAUCCGCCAGGAGUACUCCAUAUUUGUGGGAGAUCUGACUCCAGAAGUUGAUGACUUUGAACUCUACCAUUACUUUGUGAAAAAAUACGCUUCUUGCAGAGGUGGAAAAGUGGUGCUUGAUUCACGUGGGAAAUCCAGAGGCUUUGGGUUUGUCCGGUUUGCUGAUGAAGCGGAGCAGAAGAAGGCUCUGGACGAGUGUCAGAGUGGCAAAGGGCUGGGAGAGAAGCCAAUCCGGAUUAGUAUAGCGGUGCCCAAGAGUGCAAAAAGCAAACCAGAAUACCAGCCGAACCCGAGCUAUAAUUACUCUCAGUAUUACCAGCAAUAUCAGAACUAUUACUCUCAGUGGGGCUAUGAUCCCUACGGGAGUUAUAACUACAGCUACCCACCCUAUGGCUCCCACGAGGGACCCAACAUGACCUCCACAGCGCCCAGUGCUGAGAUGCCACCUCUGUCCGAGUUUCAGCAAAAUUCCACGCUUGCCGAGGAAACUGAAGAGGAACCCGUGGAAGAUCCAGAUCCUAAAUUGGACGUGGAGGAAAUUAACAAGCAAUUUAUGGAACAAAGUGAAGAGCUCUAUGAUUCUCUAAUGAACUGUCACUGGCAGCCCCUGGAUACCAUCACCUCUGAAAUCCCCACUGCCGUAUAAGCCUGCUCCACAAGAAGUCUAUUUUUGUAAAUUCUAUUUCCUGAACUUAAUCUCAGUAGUUUUUUUUUAUUAUUUCUGUUGUACCUUGAGUCUUCACUUCUGUUGAAAAAUGUUCAAAGGUCUUGGAAAGUUAAUAUUUGCAACUGGUUAUGUUUUUUCAAAAAACAUUUUCUGUGAAUUAUUUUACUGGCUUUAUUUUAAACCAGUCCUUUUGCUUGAUGGAUCUGAGGAAUAAAUGAUCAUCUGUGUUCUGGA